Molecule: messenger RNA, 1916 nt
Organism: Carlito syrichta (Philippine tarsier)
Lineage: Eukaryota; Metazoa; Chordata; Mammalia; Primates; Tarsiidae
Gene: RUVBL2
Product: RuvB like AAA ATPase 2
Exons: 15
Coding region: 444-1835 (463 amino acids)
Biological process (GO): regulation of transcription by RNA polymerase II; chromatin remodeling; box C/D snoRNP assembly
Cellular component (GO): R2TP complex; NuA4 histone acetyltransferase complex; Ino80 complex
Molecular function (GO): ATP hydrolysis activity; DNA helicase activity; ATP binding
Source: RefSeq, a predicted model, not a curated record
GUCCCGCCGCCGCCCUGGCCGCGGGGGACGGGGCCUGGCUUUGCGCUGAACGAAAGCGAUUGGCCUUCAGCUCUGUCAAUCUGAAGCUGGCCCCAAGGUGGGGAGGGGAAGGGUGGGAUGCAGAGGAAAGGAGCGUGGAGGACGUGUGGAUACUCAAAGAACUGCUAACGAUUUUGCAAUAGGCUACAGCAAGGGGGGCUGGGUAAAUGGAGGAGGAGCCAGGAGGCGUUGAGGAUGGACCCAGGAGCUCCGGACGCCCGUCUUCCCCAUUCUCCUCUAUGGGGGCGUGGCCUAAAGCGUGUCGCCACGCCCCCACAGGGAGGUUUACAUAUUCAUGACGAUCCAUCGAGCGCUUCGGAGGACCUGCUAGCCUAGAGGGGCCAGAACACCUCGCUCCUAGCGCGUUUCCGUUUCCGCUAGGACAUUAGCGGUUGGCGAGCAUCAUGGCAACCGUGGCGGCCACGACCAAAGUCCCAGAGAUCCGAGAUGUGACAAGGAUUGAGCGGAUCGGUGCUCACUCCCACAUCCGAGGACUGGGACUGGACGAUGCCUUGGAGCCUCGGCAGGCGUCCCAGGGCAUGGUGGGUCAGCUGGCAGCGCGACGGGCAGCUGGUGUGGUGCUGGAGAUGAUCCGAGAAGGGAAGAUUGCCGGGCGGGCAGUCCUCAUUGCUGGCCAACCGGGCACAGGGAAGACGGCCAUUGCCAUGGGUAUGGCCCAGGCCCUGGGCCCUGACACCCCGUUCACAGCCAUUGCUGGCAGUGAGAUCUUCUCCCUGGAGAUGAGCAAGACUGAGGCGCUGACGCAGGCCUUCCGGCGGUCCAUCGGUGUUCGCAUCAAGGAGGAAACCGAGAUCAUCGAAGGGGAGGUGGUGGAGAUCCAGAUUGAUCGACCGGCAACAGGCACGGGCUCCAAGGUGGGCAAGCUGACCCUUAAGACCACCGAGAUGGAGACCAUCUACGACCUGGGCACCAAGAUGAUUGAGUCCCUGACCAAGGACAAGGUCCAGGCUGGGGAUGUGAUUACUAUCGACAAGGCGACUGGCAAGAUCUCUAAGCUGGGCCGUUCCUUCACACGCGCCCGUGACUACGAUGCCAUGGGCUCCCAGACCAAGUUUGUGCAGUGCCCAGAUGGGGAGCUCCAGAAACGCAAGGAGGUUGUGCACACAGUGUCCCUGCACGAGAUCGACGUCAUCAACUCCCGCACCCAGGGCUUCCUGGCUCUCUUCUCAGGUGACACAGGGGAGAUCAAGUCAGAAGUUCGUGAACAGAUCAAUGCCAAGGUGGCCGAGUGGCGUGAGGAGGGCAAGGCAGAGAUCAUCCCUGGGGUACUGUUCAUUGACGAGGUCCACAUGCUGGACAUUGAGAGCUUCUCCUUCCUCAACCGGGCCCUGGAGAGUGACAUGGCACCUGUCCUCAUCAUGGCCACCAAUCGUGGGAUCACGCGGAUCCGGGGCACCAGCUAUCAGAGCCCUCACGGCAUCCCCAUCGACCUGCUGGACCGGCUGCUCAUCGUCUCCACCACUCCCUACAGUGAGAAGGACACGAAGCAGAUCCUCCGCAUCCGGUGCGAGGAGGAAGAUGUGGAGAUGAGCGAGGAUGCCUACACCGUGCUGACGCGCAUCGGGCUGGAGACGUCGCUGCGCUACGCCAUCCAGCUCAUCACGGCCGCCAGCCUGGUGUGCCGGAAGCGCAAGGGCACAGAGGUGCAGGUCGAUGACAUCAAGCGCGUCUAUUCUCUCUUUCUGGACGAGUCUCGCUCCACGCAGUACAUGAAGGAGUACCAGGACGCCUUCCUCUUCAAUGAGCUCAAAGGCGAAACCAUGGACACCUCCUGAGCUGGAUGUCACCCCAUCCCCACCCUGUUUUCUACCAGAGUUCUGACACUGUGACUUUGUAUAAAAUGAUUUGAAGGUGAA